This is a messenger RNA of Marasmius oreades (fairy-ring Marasmius), 1815 nucleotides long. RefSeq lists its product as uncharacterized. Gene Ontology annotation, biological process: glycolytic process. Gene Ontology annotation, cellular component: cytoplasm. The coding region runs from base 126 to 1715 and encodes 529 amino acids. Lineage: Eukaryota; Fungi; Basidiomycota; Agaricomycetes; Agaricales; Marasmiaceae. The transcript is spliced from 14 exons. Gene Ontology annotation, molecular function: magnesium ion binding; potassium ion binding; pyruvate kinase activity. The record is from RefSeq and is a predicted model, not a curated record.
CAACGAACGUGUUGUGUUAUCGAUAAACUCGUCCUUUUUUUAUUCACCCCUCUACCUCCGAUACUUAACACCACACCCACCUUUCCCUUUUUCACCCUUUGACCUUAGUAGUUUCUCGCUGAAGAAUGAACGAUAGCAUCCGCUCACAACUCGAAUGGUCUUCGACUCUCAGCACGGUCAACGCCCCCAUUCCGGACGAAACAACCAAAUUUCACCGGAAAACCUCGAUCAUUGCCACUAUCGGCCCCAAGGUCAACAGCGUCGAAAAACUUGCUGAAUUGAGACGUGCUGGUGUCAAUGUUGUUCGAAUGAACUUCUCCCAUGGCUCUUAUGAAUACCACCAAAGUGUCAUUGAUAACACAAGGAAGAUGAUUCAAUCCGAGCCGGAAGGCAGACCGGUUGCUAUCGCUCUCGAUACUAAAGGACCAGAAAUCCGUACGGGUGUCAUGAGAGAUGGAGCUGAUAUCAAAGUCACCGCUGGCCACGAGUUUAUCAUCUCCACCGACUCAAAGUAUAGUGAAAUCUGUGACGACAAAAUCAUGUUCAUGGACUACAAAAACCUUCCCAAGGUGACUGCGCCCGGUAAACUGAUAUAUGUUGAUGAUGGUAUUCUCUCCCUUCUGGUUCUAUCGAUUGACGGAGACGCCGUACGCGUUCGCACUCUGAACAACGGUACACUUUCUUCACGUAAGGGUGUCAAUCUUCCUAAAACCGAAGUCGACCUCCCCGCACUUUCCGAGAAGGACAAGAAGGACCUUCAAUUCGGUGUUAAGAAUGGAGUCGAUAUGGUCUUUGCUUCAUUUAUUCGACGUGGUCAAGAUGUUAAAGACAUUCGUACUGUUCUUGGACCCGAUGGCGCUAGCAUUAAAAUUAUCGUCAAGAUUGAAAACGAGCAGGGUGUAGCCAAUUUUGAUGAGAUUCUGAGAGAUGCCGAUGGUGUCAUGGUUGCUCGUGGUGACCUUGGUAUUGAAAUCCCUGCUAGUCAAGUUUUUCUUGCACAAAAGAUGAUGAUUGCCAAGUGCAACAUCGUUGGAAAGCCCGUCAUCGUUGCUACUCAAAUGCUCGAGUCCAUGACGUAUAACCCCAGGCCGACCCGUGCUGAAGUUAGCGAUGUCGCAAACGCUGUUCUUGAUGGCGCUGACUGUGUCAUGUUAUCUGGAGAGACCGCUAAAGGAGCGUAUCCUAUCCAAUCCGUCCUCAUGAUGGCUGAAACCUGCUUGCUCGCGGAACAUGCCAUUUGUUACCCGCCACUUUACGAUGAGAUCCGUGCCAUCCAACCACGCCCUACCGAAACCGCAGAGACUGUUGCUAUCGCAGCCGUCGCCGCCGCUUCAGAGCAAGGUGCUACUGCUAUUCUGGUGCUCUCAACUAGCGGCAACACUGCUCGUCUUAUUUCCAAGUAUCGCCCGAAAGUUCCUAUCUUGACGGUCACCCGCAAUCAACAGACAGCCCGUCAGAUUCACUUGCACCGUGGUUGCUAUCCAUUCUGGUAUCCUGAGGCCCGAGGCAUUGCUAGCCACCAAUGGCAGAAGGAUGUUGACAACCGAAUUCGAUUCGGUUUGCGGAGUGCUUUGGAUUUGAACAUUGUCUCCAAAGGUUCGACUAUCAUUGCUGUUCAAGGGUGGAAGGGUGGUCUGGGACACACAAACACCUUGCGUAUCUUGAGUGUACCGACGGAACCUGCCGACUUUGAACUGCAACCACUCGGAGCUUAGAAUUCAGAGAGUACUUGCAGGAAAAUAAAAGGGUAUUUUUGUACAUAGCUCAGUACAACGUAUAGAUUUCUCUUUCUCACAAUCCCACGACGUAAGCUCC